Molecule: messenger RNA, 1843 nt
Organism: Cheilinus undulatus (humphead wrasse)
Lineage: Eukaryota; Metazoa; Chordata; Actinopteri; Labriformes; Labridae
Gene: cyp4f3
Product: cytochrome P450 4F3
Exons: 13
Coding region: 63-1658 (531 amino acids)
Molecular function (GO): iron ion binding; heme binding; monooxygenase activity
Source: RefSeq, a predicted model, not a curated record
ACUGAGGACGUGUGUCAUGUAACCUGGAUUUUUUGUAGUAGAAUUUGCUCUCUUUCCAUCCCAUGAUGUCUGUCCUCACACAGGUCUUCUCGGCAGGUCUCUACCUUGUCCUGCUUUUGGUGGGUGCUGGACUAGCUGUGGUUGCAGUUUUAACAGCGAAGCUUUUGGUGCAACAUGUCUGGUUUACGUGCAAGCUUUCAAGCUUCAGCAAGCCACCGACACACUCCUGGCUUUUAGGGCAUCUGGGACAGCUGAAGAGUACAGAAGAAGGCCUCCAGCAGGUGGAUGAGUUGGUGAAGACAUACAAACACUCCUGCAGCUUUUUCCUCGGCCCUUUCUAUCACCUGGUCAGACUCUUCCACCCUGACUUUGUCAAACCUCUACUCAUGGCACCUGCAAACAUUACAGUGAAAGAUGAGCUCAUUUAUGGCCAUCUGCGUCCAUGGCUUGGACAGAGUAUUUUGUUAAGUAAUGGGGAGGAGUGGUACCGCAGAAGACGGCUGCUGACUCCAGCUUUUCAUUUUGAUAUCCUGAAGAGCUACGUUUCAACGUUUAACAGCUCAGCAAACACUAUGCACGAUAAGUGGCGCCGCCUUGUGGCAGAAGGCAAUUCUAACAUUGAAAUGUUUGACCACAUCACCCUGAUGACUCUGGACAGUUUACUGAAGUGUGCCUUUAGCUACGACAGCAACUGUCAGCAGUGCAGCAGUGAGUAUGUGUCAGCCAUUAUAGAGCUAAGCGACCUUAUCAUGGAGCGUCGGUUCCGGGUUUUACACCACUGGGACUGGAUUUACUGGAAAACACAGCAAGGGAAACAAUUCAAAAAAGCCUUGGACAUUGUGCACAGUUUUACAAGGGAAGUGGUUCAGAAGCGCCGUGCCCUGAUCAACCAGCAGCAGGAAACUGAUGGUUCAUCACAGAAAAGGAAAGACUUUGUUGACAUUAUACUGCUGACAAAAGAUGUGGAUGGACAGGGCCUAACAGAUGAGGAGCUAGAAGCAGAGGCAAACACUUUCAUGUUUGCAGGUCACGACACCACAGCCAGUGCAAUUUGUUGGACGCUGUAUAAUUUAGCACGAUACGACCACUAUCAGGAGAAAUGCAGACAGGAGGUGAUGGAUCUGAUGCAGGGGCGAGAGGAACUGAAAAUAGAGUGGGAGGAUCUGUCCAACCUCCCCUUCACUACCAUGUGCAUCAGGGAGUCUCUGAGGUUGCACUCUCCUGUGCAGGCCGUGACCAGGAAGUACACACAGGAUAUGGUACUGCCAGAAGAUCACACUGUGCCAAAGGGUGCCAUUUGUCUGGUUAGCAUUUAUGGAACACACCACAACCCAGAUGUUUGGACAAACCCACAUGAGUUUGAUCCACUGCGUUUUGAUCCAACAAACACAAAAGGCCGGUCUUCUCAUGCCUUCAUUCCUUUCUCCUCCGGCCCCAGAAACUGCAUCGGUCAGAAAUUCGCCCUGGCAGAGCUGCGAGUUGUUGUGGCGUUGACCUUGCUCAGGUUUCGUCUGACCUUGGGUGUGAAUCCUGAACUCGAGGAGAACUCAGGAGGAGUCCGCCGCCUCCCCCAGCUCGUCCUACGUGCAGAGGGAGGUCUGUGGUUGCAGGCCGAGCCUCUGAAUGCAGAAAAAGAUGAGGAGCAGCAUGAUGAAUGAUCCUUUGCAUUGGAUUUGUAGUCAGAGUUUAUAAAGGCCUUUGUAUUUUGCUUUAUGGAGCCUGUUUUGCAGGCAACUUGAUUAUUUCAAUAUUGCUUUAAAAAUAAAACUUGAUUAUUUAUCGUAUCAUUAUUAAAUGUAUGUUUCCAGCGACUCAUCCAUCUGCAUUGCAUAAAAAUCCCUAA